AUGUCCAGUAAAGAGGCUACUGCAGACAAAGAGUUUCACCGAAAAAGUUCUAGUCUACGUCAAAUGAAAAAUCUUACUGGUAAACAACCUUACAAAUGUGAUGAAUGUUGUAAAGAAUUUAGUAGCAAAGGCAAUUAUAAUAUACACAAGAAAAUCCAUACUGGCGAAAAACCUUACAAAUGUGAUGUAUGUGAUAAGGAAUUUGGUCAGAAAGCCAACUAUAAUGAACACAUGAGAAUUCAUACUGGGGAAAAACAUUUUAAAUGUGUGUUUUGUGAUCAAGAGUUUCACCGAGAAAGCGCCUGUCGAAUUCACAUGAGAAAGCAUACUGGUGAACAACCUUACAGAUGUGAUGUUUGUGGAAAACAGUUUCGCAGAAAAAGUAAUUGUCUAACUCACAUGAGAACACAUACUGGCGAAAAAGCUUACCAAUGUGAUAUUUGUGAAAAAAAGUUUGGCAAAAAAGAUAGUUGUCUAAUUCACAUGAGAACACAUACUGGUGAAAAACCUUACAAAUGUGAUGAAUGUGGUAAAGAAUUUAGUGCCAAGAGCAACUAUAAUGUACACAUGAAAAAACAUACUGGCGAAAAACCUUACGCAUGUUAUAUUUGUGAAAAAGAAUUUGGCCAAAGCAGUUCUUGUCGUACACACAUGAUAACACAUACUGGCGAAAAACCUUACAGAUGUGAUGUAUGUGAACAGAGGCACUAUGUAUCAUCAUUUAAGACAGCGUUACAAACAGAUAUGAAAAAUGGACGGGCUAAAAAUUGGAUUGAGGUAUUGAUGAAAAUACUCCUGACAUGUCUUGGGAGUAAUGAUAUGUGUGGCUCUGCCACAAACAUACAUGACAGUAUUAACACUGCAUUGGAGACUGUUUUUGGCGAUUUUGAUACCCCGAUCACCCAGAUGGAGUAUAAUGCACCUUACUCUAGCACUCCAUCAAGUACCUCUUCAUCUUUGUUAAGCCUGUCUUCAUUAAAUCUGGAGUCAUCAGUCGCUGAAUCUUCUACAGGAUAUUUAGCAGAUCACAGAGUUUCAAGGCACACAAUAGUUCCAGAUUACUGUGUCGUGCUGCCUGAUUUUCCUGGUAUCUUUCCAAUAGUUUUUGAACUGAAACCUGCACACCGGGAGUCUCAUGCAAUUGUCCAAAAUAUACAACAAAUGUUGUCCAAGCUUUUCUUUCAGGAUGUUGUGUUUGGCAUUGUUGUUUCACCCAGAUUAUUUCAACUAUCG
This is a messenger RNA of Mytilus trossulus (common blue mussel), 1233 nucleotides long. RefSeq names its product zinc finger protein 664-like. The annotation marks the transcript as partial. Gene Ontology annotation, biological process: regulation of transcription by RNA polymerase II. Lineage: Eukaryota; Metazoa; Mollusca; Bivalvia; Mytilida; Mytilidae. The record is from RefSeq and is a predicted model, not a curated record. Gene Ontology annotation, cellular component: chromosome. Gene Ontology annotation, molecular function: chromatin insulator sequence binding. The transcript has 2 exons.